Molecule: messenger RNA, 594 nt
Organism: Staurois parvus
Lineage: Eukaryota; Metazoa; Chordata; Amphibia; Anura; Ranidae
Source: the annotation of a GenBank genome assembly
CUCUUUGGAGGGAUUGUCACUGUCAGUGUUGGACACUGCCACCCGAAAGUUACAGAAGCAGCUAAAAGACAGAUUGAUCGUCUUUGGCACACAACCAAUAUUUACUUGCAUUCGCCAAUCCAUGAAUAUGUUGAGAAGUUGACAAGUCGCAUGCCUGAGAAACUAAAGGUGGUUUACCUGAUGAACAGUGGUUCAGAGGCCAAUGACAUUGCAAUGUUUAUGGCAAGACAAUAUACAGGAAACUUUGAUAUAAUUAGUUUAAGAAGUGGCUAUCAUGGGUCCAGUCCAUAUGCACUAGGGAUAACAGCACUCUCUACUUACAAGCCUGGAAUGGCCAAUGGAUUUGGUUGCCAUGCGACAAUGUGUCCAGAUGUGUUUCGAGGUAUAUGGGGUGGAAGUCAUUGCCGAGAUUCCCCAGUGCAGACAACACGAGCCUGUUCCUGUUCUCCUGGUUCCUGUAAUGCCAAAGACCAAUAUAUUGCACAACUUAAGGAAACUCUGGACACCACUGCUGCAAAGAAAGUGGCUGCAUUCAUUGCUGAACCCAUGAUGGGUGUUGGAGGAGUCGUUCAGUAUCCCAAGAAUUUUUUAAAG